Molecule: messenger RNA, 162 nt
Organism: Racocetra persica
Lineage: Eukaryota; Fungi; Glomeromycota; Glomeromycetes; Diversisporales; Gigasporaceae
Source: the annotation of a GenBank genome assembly
AGAGUUGUUGAGCUUGAGACUGAGAAUACAGAAAUUUCAGUACUUAAAAAGAAGAUUAUUGAAGUUGAAGCAAAACUAGUAAUAUUAAAACAGAAACUAUUACAAAAUGAUAAUACUUCUAACAAUAGUGUUUCUAAUGAUAAUAUAUUUAACUUAAUUUGA